Nannospalax galili (Upper Galilee mountains blind mole rat) is the source of this 1049-nucleotide messenger RNA. Its product is annotated as surfeit locus protein 1. Gene Ontology annotation, biological process: mitochondrial respiratory chain complex IV assembly. NCBI's taxonomy places the organism in Eukaryota, Metazoa, Chordata, Mammalia, Rodentia, Spalacidae. The record is from RefSeq and is a predicted model, not a curated record. The coding region runs from base 33 to 938 and encodes 301 amino acids. Gene Ontology annotation, cellular component: mitochondrion; membrane. The transcript has 8 exons.
AAGCGCACUCGCCGUCCCGGAAGUGCUCGCAGAUGGCUGCUGUGAGGGCUGCGGCGGUGCAGCGGCUGCGGCUGGGGCUGCGGGCGGCCUGGUGGCCGUGCGCCUGGCGGGGCUUCUCCCCGCAGGCCAGGGCUGUAAACCUGCCUCCAGGGCUGGCCCCGGGUCCUGGCCGAUGGAGCAGCUCCGCGGCGGAAGCCAGGGCCGAAGAGGACUCCUUCCUACAGUGGGCCCUGCUGCUCAUCCCCGCCGCCGCCUUUGGCCUGGGGACUUGGCAGGUCCAGCGUCGGAAAUGGAAGCUGGAUCUGAUUGCAGAAUUGGAGUCCAGAGUCACGGCCGAGCCCGUCGCUCUGCCUGUAGACCCAAUGGAACUGAAAAAUCUGGAGUACAGACCAGUGAAAGUCCGGGGGCACUUUGACCACUCCAAGGAGUUGUACAUGAUGCCUAGAACCAUGGUGGACCCUGCCCGAGAGGCCCGAGAGGCCGGCAGAAUCUCCUCCUCGACGGAGACUGGGGCCUAUGUCAUCACCCCCUUCCACUGCUCUGGCCUCGGAGUCACCAUCCUGGUAAACAGAGGGUUUGUCCCCAAGAGUAAAGUGAAUCCGGAGACCCGGCCAAAGGGCCAGGUCCUGGGAGAAGUGGACCUGGUUGGGGUAGUGAGGCUGACAGAGACCAGGAAGCCCUUUGUCCCUGACAACAGUCCAGAACAGAACCACUGGUAUUAUCGGGACCUGGAGGCCAUGGCCAAGAUGGCAGGCGCAGAGCCCAUUUUCCUUGACGCAGAUUUCCGGAGCACAGUCCCUGGAGGACCCAUUGGAGGGCAGACCCGAGUUACUCUGCGGAAUGAGCACAUGCAGUACAUCCUUACCUGGUAUGGGCUGUGUGCAGCCACAUCGUACCUGUGGUUUCAGAAAUUUGUGCGGCGGAUACCUGGUAUGUGAAGUUAGGAACUGGUUCCUGAUAACUGAGGUCCCCAAGCAUGCACAAUUUUAAGGAUGGCUUUACUAGAUUGUAUACUAUAUAUAUAUAAAAUAAAGUCCUUGAUCACCAGA